UGUUCGGACCGACAGCGAAAACAUGUUUUCGUGGGAAAAAGUGGUUUUCGCACGAAAACUUGUGUUUUCGUCCAUGUAAAAACUGUCAAACGAAAACACAGUUUUCGCUGAAAACUGAUUGAAAACUUACAUUCCACUCAUAAUAAUCGGUGCCUGCUCUAGUUUAAUCGAUUUUUUUGGAAGACAUAUUUUGCCGGCCCUAAAUUGUCACUUUAUAUUUGUUUUCAUUCCAAAUAAAAAUAGAGCUGCUGUCACUUAUUAUUAAUUUGAAAAAUGGAAAAACAAAAAUAUAAAAAAAGAAGUUGUUGGAGUGAUAGGGCAGAAGCCCUACUAAUUGAAUUGUGGCAGAGCAAAGUAAGUGCUUUUCGCGGUUCAAGGAAGAACAGCCACAUUGUAGAGGAAAUGGCAAUGGAGUUGCAGCAACAAGGUGUGCAUUUCACGGCGAGUGAAAUAAAGUCGAAAAUGCACAAUCUUUCGCAGAGAUAUAGGAAAGAGAAGACAGCAGUCGGAUCAACUGGCGGUUCUCCCUCGCAGUGGCCGCUGUACGAUAAAAUGAGAUCCGUACUGUUGCCGUACGUCAGCUACAACGCAGAGAGCUUAGUGGAGGAAAGUUUUCAAAGUUCUACUAACUCGGAACCACUCCAAAUUUCGGUGGAAACGGCUGCGUGUUCGACAUUUGUUGCUGCAUCUCCAUUGUCCUCACCAGUUUGCCUGCCAUCACCCUCAGCGAUGUCGAUGUCGUCAAGCGAUACUUCUUCGCAACCAUUACCGUCUCCAGAGCCAAGUGAUACUACGAAUAAAAGAAGAAAUCAUUUUCAGACAAUAAUUUUAAAAAAAUUUGAUCAAAUCGAAAACCAGCUUGAGAAAGCAAGUCAAGAAUUCAGUGAAACCAGCAAAGAAAUUAAGGACUUGACGAAAAAAAUGGUUGAAAACGAUAAUAAAAAAACAGAAAUGAUAGAACAGUACAUAAAAGAUUCGAAAGAAACAAAUGAGCGCUUGCUUGAAUUUCUAAAUAAAUAAUAAAAUUAAUGAAUAAGUAUAAUCUAUUUAAUAAUAUAUGUUUAAGAUGGAUAUGUAUAAUUUUAUGUUUGAAAAAUAAAAUUGAAUUUUGUUUUGUGUGUACAACUUUAUAAUCUAUUUAAUAAUAUAUGUUUAAGAUGGAUAUGUAUAAUUUUAUGUUUGAAAAAUAAAAUUGAAUUUUGUUUUGUGUGUACAACUUUAUAAUCUAUUUAAUAAUAUAUGUUUAAGAUGGAUAUGUAUAAUUUUAUGUUUGAAAAAUAAAAUUGAAUUUUGUUUUGUGUGUACAACUUUAUC
This is a messenger RNA of Bactrocera dorsalis (oriental fruit fly), 1314 nucleotides long. Its product is annotated as inactive protein tyrosine kinase pTKL-like. The record is from RefSeq and is a predicted model, not a curated record. Lineage: Eukaryota; Metazoa; Arthropoda; Insecta; Diptera; Tephritidae. The coding region runs from base 274 to 1020 and encodes 248 amino acids. Gene Ontology annotation, cellular component: nuclear body. Gene Ontology annotation, biological process: positive regulation of DNA-templated transcription. The transcript has 3 exons.